Myxocyprinus asiaticus (Chinese sucker) is the source of this 641-nucleotide messenger RNA. RefSeq names its product COX8 domain-containing protein. Lineage: Eukaryota; Metazoa; Chordata; Actinopteri; Cypriniformes; Catostomidae. Gene Ontology annotation, biological process: mitochondrial electron transport, cytochrome c to oxygen. Gene Ontology annotation, cellular component: mitochondrion. Bases 85 to 315 code for a protein of 76 amino acids. The transcript has 2 exons. The record is from RefSeq and is a predicted model, not a curated record.
ACCAAGGAGUUGCACUCCCCCCAUUUUUCUCCCUUCUCUCAGGCACAUCCAAACUUUCUGGUGCUAAUCCAUACAGCUGGUGGGAUGCUGGCUUUACUGAGGGGAACUGUGCAGCCAGCGACCGUCAGCAGGGCUGUGGGUAUUCUCCAGAGACACAACUCCAGCAUCAACAGCAAGCCACCAAAAAAUAAGAUUGGACCUGGGCAAAGUUUCUUUAUCAUGUCCGUGUUUGCUGUUGCCCUUCUGGCCCCUGCCGGGUGGAUCCUGCACCACAUCCCAGAGUAUCGCCAGGGAUCAAAAACCCCAUCUUCUUGACGAAAGCACAUUUCCUCCGUGGUCAACAUACCUGAGAUCAUGUACCGGACAAUAGACAGUCCUGGCUGCCUCUAAGGCAUUAUUCACCUUCAGUGCAAAAUUCACAUACAUGAAUGAAAACAUAGAUCUUAAAGCAACAUCACAAGUAAUAAAAGUCCCACUGUUUAUGAGAGGGAGAAGAGGCCUCAUUUAAAUUUAUUGAGAAAUAUAAUUCCAUGGUGUUUAAUGCCUUAGGACUGUGGCCCUUAAUGCCAUUGUAAGCAAUGUCUUCAGCUGCCCUUACUACAUGCAAAAUGAACAUGCAGUCUUUUUCCUGUAAUAAAUUU